GUGUGUGACGUCAAAUUCCUUUCUUGUCCAUGUUUUGUAUUUUGAUAAUUGAGAAAUGUUAAUAAAUAAAAGCAUUUCAUAAGAAUAGAAUACCAUUUACCAAUUCAGUGUGUGCCCUCUACUCUUACAUAACAAUAAGUUAGCAUAAACCCACCAUAAUGAGUGCCACGGGCUCCGGAGAAGGGUCGUUGACGGCGAAAGAAAUGACUUUCGCUGAGAAACAAGCGGAGAGAAUGAAACGAUUGAAGUCGCUGCACUCGGCGAGGAACGAGGCUCGCACGCAGAACCACCAGGAGGUCGUGGCGGAGGAGGCGCGCAACAAGCUGCCCGCGAACUACGACGCCAAGAAGCGCCAGGCGGAGUGGCUUGUCAGCGACCAGCGGAGCCGCGAGGAGGCGCAGGCGCAGGGCCGCGACUACGACCGCGUGAAGCUGCUCAACAUCUCCGCCGUCGAGGCCGAGCGGCUCGACCGCAAGAAGAAGAAAAAGAACCCGGACCAAGGCUUCUCUACAUAUGAACAGGCCACCAUCCGACAGUACAACAGACUCGUCAAAAACAUGCCCGCGCCCGACCUAGAUGAGUAUGAGAAACAAAAACAAAAGUAUGGAGAUGCAUUCUACGGAGGACCUAAUGUUAUUAUACAUGGUAUGCACCAGGACCGCAAAGAAGCUAUUGACAAAAUGGUGAAUGAUGUUGAGGGACAAAUUGCCAAAAGAUCCAAGUACUCAAGGAGACGCACACACAAUGACGACGCAGACAUUGACUACAUCAACGAGAGGAAUGCCAAAUUCAACAAGAAACUUGAGAGGUUCUAUGGAGAACAUACAGCAGAAAUUAAACAGAAUCUGGAGCGUGGUACAGCAAUAUAGUACUGUAUUAAAGUUACAGUGAUAAGCUGGAAGUAUUUAGUGAAUGGAUUAGGAAUCAAUUAAGCAAUAAAAGACCUGAAAUUUUAUAAGCAGGUAAUACAGUGGGCAAACAUACUUCAAUUGCCUGCCACUUAUGUGCAUUGUGUCUAAGUACCUGCAAUCAGUUUGCAUAAUUAUUUGCAACUUUCAUAGAAAGAGAUCAUUUACCAAACUACAUGUAUGUAUAGAAACCUGCCAAGGUUAGGCAAUGUUAAGUAUAAGCUGCUGGUGUUCCAGUUGAAAUAAAUAAAUAAAUGUUUCUUUAUAGCCUGUUGGUGACAAACACUAGAGUUCUAGGUUUGUUGUCUAAAUAACAUCAAAUGCUGACUGCCCAGAAUAGAACGCACCUACACAUACAAAACUACAGUUGAUAUGUAACUUGUUGGGCCUUUUGUGAAUCUUACUAAAAUAUAUGUAGUACUGACUCAGCUGAAUUGUAAAGGAUCCAAAGUACUGAUGUACCAUGUAUUUGUAAAAAAAUAUGAUUAAUUAAAUUAAAUACAUCUUGAAGAACAU
Plutella xylostella (diamondback moth) is the source of this 1424-nucleotide messenger RNA. Its product is annotated as pre-mRNA-splicing factor Syf2. Gene Ontology annotation, cellular component: catalytic step 2 spliceosome; post-mRNA release spliceosomal complex; Prp19 complex. NCBI's taxonomy places the organism in Eukaryota, Metazoa, Arthropoda, Insecta, Lepidoptera, Plutellidae. The record is from RefSeq and is a predicted model, not a curated record.